Molecule: messenger RNA, 6348 nt
Organism: Plasmodium cynomolgi strain B
Lineage: Eukaryota; Apicomplexa; Aconoidasida; Haemosporida; Plasmodiidae
Exons: 4
Coding region: 1-6348 (2115 amino acids)
Source: RefSeq, a predicted model, not a curated record
AUGAAUGAGAAUGAAAAGCUACCCUUUUUGCGGGUCAUAUCUUAUUACUUCCUAAAUGAGCAACAUGAUAAGGGCAUCAGACAAACGGAGAAUGUGUACGAAAAGGAAAUUAAGGAGAUGAAGGAUAUGAACGGGAUGAACGGGCUGGAUAGCUCCAACGCCAUUGCUCAGAUGGAGGAGGACAGGGAGAACGAGCAGGAAAGGGAGAGAGAAAAAGUGAAGGAAAAAGAGAAGGAAAAGGUGAAGGAAAAGGUGAAGGAAUCCCCCUCCAGCGACCAUAAGGAAAAAAAACUCACGAAGAAAAACAAUUUUAUGAAAAUUUUUAAAAAGAAGAAGAAAAAAUCGGAAGAAGUGGAAGAGACAUUUUCGAAAAUAUACGACUCAAAUUGUGUUCUCUCGAAUCCGAAUAACGUAGACGAAGAAAAGUACUACCUCUCCUUCAGUGAACUAAACAGAUGCGACGACAUGUCCGAUAAAAUCGUGGAGGAACGUAGCCCAAGGGAUACCAAACAUAGGGACAAACUUACGGAAAAGCAGAAAAGUGGAGAAAAUUUCAAUGAGGAGGGCGAUGCGGAGGACAGAAAUUACAACUUUGAACCACAUGAAGAUUUAAAAAAAGAAAUCGAAAAAAUAAAAAUAGAUAUAGACAAAAUUAAGAAAAAGGGAAAUGUAAAAAGAAUAUAUGAUGAUUUGAAAUAUAUACUCCUUUUCCAAAAUGAAAUAAUUGACAUACUCAUAGAAGACAUACGGAAGAAUAAAUUAAGGACAAAGUACGACUUGCUAGAGGACAGCACCGUGAAGGAUGAUGUAAAUAAAAUUAUUUUAAAUCAUAUAACAUUGGAUCUUUUAAAAUUUAAAUACAUCAACACAAAAUUGAAGGAGCUAAUUCUCUGUGUAUAUGACACGAAGAAAUUUAACGCCUUGAUAAGAAAAAUAGUAUACAACAAAUUGGAUGAAAUGAAAAAAAUUGUGGAUAAAAAUGGAGAGCUAACUUUUGCAAAAACUAUGUUGAGCUUUCUAUACAAGCAGCUUAAGUACUGUCUAGAGGAAGAGGUACAGUCCUACUAUGACCAAGUGAAAAAUGUGAACGACGAUAUUCAUAACUUGAAAAAAAAUAUUGUUCACAUCAUUUUUGAGGCCAUAAAUGACGUGAGCUCAUUGCCACAUCCAAGUGAGAUAUACCACACGAAUGAGAAGAACGCCAAGUAUGAAUCGGAGCUGAGGAAGAAGCAGAUCAUGUGUCCAGAAUAUCAGAAGGACUUGAAUAGCUUUUUCUCCCUAUACGAUAGUGUGCAUCUCGAGAGAGGAAGCACCCAUCAGCAGGGGGUAAACCAAAACAAGUUUAAAAAUUUCUGUGUUUUAGGCAGCGAGAGGAAUAAUAAUAAUAUGCCUCUCCCCCAAAUGAUGAAUAAGAAUGUAACAUUUGGUGAUCAUACCGGUGGGGGUGUGAACAAAACAUACUUGAUAAAUUCCGGACAGUUGCUAAACUAUCCACCGUCUACCACCAUUUUGAAUCAUUCAUAUGUGGUUGGAGAUGUGCCCCGGAGGAACGGCUCCAAUUUUAGAACCCACAAAUUCGUUUCGCACACCGCGCCCAUAGAUGUGAGUUAUUCAACGAAGGGAACUCAGCAGCCUUGUUCUUAUGUGUCUAAUUUGAAGGCAACAAAGGGGGGCACCUACUCGGACGACUUGAACAGUUAUUAUGGUGAGGCCACUUCUGCAGUGCUUAGGAAUGAACAUCACGCAAAUGGGAUUCGCUAUAUUUAUGGAAAGAGUGAUGGUCACAGAAUGCAAAGCAGCAGUAAUCGUCUAAUGAGGGGCGUUGCUAAGGAAUGCACCUUAUUCUGCAAUGGACUAGAUAAAAUGAGAAGCUUGGGUAACUUUACGGAGCACACGAAUGAUCACCCCGUGGUGGGGAACAACCCCUAUGCGCAGUAUCAAGUUGGAUGUGAUGAUCUUCGCAGGGGAGAUGUAUUCCUUGUGGAGAAAAUGAACUGCAGCCCGCGGAUUACGCAACCCGUGGGAUGGAACAGUCAUGCUGGUGGGUUCACAGUACCUUAUCGUGUGGAUGCGCAGAAUGGUGAUCUGAUCGAAAGGGGGCGCAUAGACCCUCUGCGGAGUGUUUACCUGGGCAGUGGGCAUGAUAGGAACAACCCUGUAUGCGCCCCUUCCAUGGGAGCUACCUCCCCCACGGUCCAUACCGCCAUUCAUUAUGCAGACCCGAGUGGUGGGGCAGACCAGGCGAGGAACCCAAUGGAGUACACCGGAUUCGAAAUAAUAUCCAGCAAGGAAGAUAUAAAAAAGCUGGAGGCCUUUCUAAACGACAAAUGGGGAAGUUUUAGGCUGUUUGAAAAGUGGAUGAAGGAUUGCUCCAAGUGGCAAUGGAUAGAUUUGAAGCUUCAGAGGGAGUACAUAAGUAGCAAUGUUGAUUUGGAGAAGCUGAAGGAAGAAAAAAAAAAAUACUUGGAGAAAUGUAUAAACAAGAAAAUAAAGGAAUUGUGGUGCGGACGCAUGAAAGGUCUAAUGAAUUUGAAGCUGUGCGACAUGGAAAAAAAACUUGCAAAAAAUUUUACUUCAAAUAAUGUCAUUAGUAAAAAUAUUUAUGAAGUUAUAUUGGAUUACGAGAGGAGCUCUAUGUGCUACCAAGAUUUGUAUUCAAGGAUAUUAAGUGCACAGGGGGACAACAAAAAGAUGAGCUCACUAUUUAAAAAGUACAACGUGUUUAGAGAAAAAAACAGUGAUGAUGAAGAGGCCAACUUUACCCACGGGGAGGGGAAAAAGAACUCCAUUACCAACACGGAGGGUACUAAAGAUGCACAUAAAAAAAAGGGCUAUGUGCAGUCCUUGAUUUACAGCUUUAAUAAGAAGUCGCACAAGCAGAGUAGUGCUAAAAACGGCUCUCAUCUGAAGAAGGAAAAUGAGCAGUCGAACCAGAAGAAGGGGGGCACCACUUCGGUGAAGGAAUCGCCUAAUUCGAAGGAGCACACCUUCGCGGAAAAUGGAGACAACGCGAACAAGGGGGACGCAACUGUGAAGACGAAUGCGCAUACUAGUGAGAAGACGAAUGCGCAUACCAGUGUGAAGACAAAUGCGCAUACCAGUGUGAAGACAAAUGCGCAUAGUAAUGAGAAGAAGGACAAGGAUAAGGACAACAUCGGGGAAGAGGUCCGUAGUAACCACCCCGAUAGGGUAAACAACUCCUACAUUUACAACGAUUCGUAUCUGCAUACUGACUCGCGAGUUAGGAGCGGCUCCCAUAUAGGAUGCGAGUCGCGUAGUGGAAGAAGCCCCUCUGAGCGGAAGAGCGAGUCCCACGGCAGCAGCAGUUCCAGCUCGUGUGUACGCAUAGGACGGUCAAGCAUAAAGAAAAAAGAAAACAACGGCUCCUUCUUCGACAGCUUCUUUUUCUUCAAAAGUGAAGUCAACAAAAAGAGCUCCGGGAGCAAGUCGGGUAGCUCCGAAUCAGCGGCCAAGUCCAAAUCCAAAUCCAAGUCGAAUAGCUCACAAAAUGAAGAUGACUACCCCAUGGAGUAUUCCAAAAUUGUGGAGUCAAGUAAAUAUAACAAAAAGAAAAAGAAAAAAAAGAACAAAAAGAGUAACAUGAGUACCUUUAAAAAGAUUUUUUAUCUGAACAGGAAAAAAAAAAGCAAGGAGAAGUCCUCCGACAGCGAUGAAUCUUCGUCCGACUCAUCCGCAAAGGGGGAGAAAAAGGAGAAAAAGGAGAAACGCGCAAAGGGUAAGGAAGACGCCACCAGGGGGGAGAAAAAAGAUCAUGCGAGGAAGUCAACACGGAAAAAGGGCAGCGUAAAAAAGGGAAGCCUAGACCAAAGUCACAUCGCUUCGGACCGUCAGUCUUCCUCUGAUGAGGAAGAGUACAAAUAUGAAGGAGAAUUCGAAUACGAAAUUUUAGAAAAGGAAGUGGGGGACCAUCUACACUUGGAAAAGGGAAAGGAAAAAAUCGUGUCCAUUGAAGAACUACACAAGGAACAGAGUUGUGAUCUGUUGGCCAAGUCGAAUGUUAGCGAUGGUGUGGGCGCGAGGAAAAGUCUCAACAGGGUGAAGGAUGCAGGGAAGGAAGAAUCCAAGCAGGAGAAGCAGCAGGAGAAGCAGCAUGAAAAACAGCAGGAAAAGCAGCAGGGGAAGCAAGGAGAUAACCACCCAGGGAAGCAAGAAAGCAAAGGAGCAGGUGCGCAGGAAGGGAAAAACGAACCCACAAAAAAUGGAAGAGCUAAGGGAGCAGAACCCUUAUUGGUGAGCCAAAUUAACGAUCACAUGGAAGAAAGCACACGUCGUGUGUCAUACACCAAAGCGAGUGAGCUAAAUAAGGUACACUCAUUUGUGGAGGGCCACUCGAUCAGUUUAGGAAAAAAUUCCAAGCAAACGUCCAGCGUGGUAAAUAAAAAGGCGAGUUCUUUUGUGGACGAUGGGUCAGGCGCACUGGGGGAACACAAAAGGAAGAGCAUCCGUUACGGUGAAGGUAACGUGAAUGCUCAGAAUGUAGCAGAAGGGGUAGACGCAAAAGUGGCAGACGAAAUCGGACCGGAUGACCAAACGGCGGGGGGAGAAAAAUCACGGAAUAAUAACACCCACGAGGGGGAACCCCGAAAUGGAAGCAAAAAAAAUAACUCCAUUACCCACUCGGACAUUUCGUACUACUCACAUGAUGAAGAAGAAGAGGAGGUAGACUCAGGGGGAAAGAAAUACGACAAUUUCUCAAGCCUAGGUUCCAUAAAAAAAGGAAAUAAAAAAAAUAAAUUUAAUAAAUUCUUUAAGAACUUGGGAAAAUUUAGCUUCAAGCCAUCGAAAAAGAAGUCCAAAAAUAUGUCCACCCUCAGAAGUGAAAUCAUUUUGAAGAGUGCACCCAGUGUUGGUUCCAACGAAAAUAAUGAUGAACAUAUGGAUGAAGAAAUAUUAGAGAAGGAUCACGAAGGGGUGAGGUCCAAAGGAAUGAGUGCACAUGGGAAAAUGUAUAUUUCGAAGAGCUUCUUGCUAAGUAGUGAAGUCAGUAAUAAAAGCGGGGAGGGUAUCGCCAAACGAAAAAUGAGCAACCAAGUGGACAAGUUAUAUUCCUAUAUAAACAAACUGAAGGAGAAAAAAAAGAGCUCCAUCGAAACGGAGGUAAACUUGAAUGAUGAGAGGGAGAACGAUGAGAGGAAGAAUGAUGAGAGGGCGAAUGGUGAGAGGGCGAAUGAUGCAGCGGAGGAGGAACAACAGCAGAGAAACGGAGAGAGGAAGUCAAGUGGGAGGGCAAUUCCCCCCAUGCGUAUUAUCAGUCGCAUCGAAACUGCAAACAGUAUGAGUGUGUCCAAUGAAAAUAUCACGAAGGAGGUAAAAAAAAACGAGUCGGGAGUAAACCCUUUGAUGAAGAGACCAUACAGCAGUGGCAACAUAAACGGGGGGGAUAAUUAUUUGGGUGAACAUCUUCUUGAUAUGAGCAGCCCUAGGGGACAGAAAAAGUCGCCGCGCUUUGGCUACAGCAUGUCUAAUCAGGAGAUCUCAGAAGGAAGCUGCAAUUCGGGCGAUAGCGCCUCAGGUGGGAAUAUCACAUAUGAGGGUAGUUCAGGGAAAGGGGGUGGAGAAGCCACAGCGGAAAAGAAACACCGAAGUGGAAAAAUUGACAAGGGGAGAAAAGUUGGGGGUGCAAAGAGGAAGGAAAGGAAAAAGGACAAAGGGGAGAAGCUGGAAUCGCGAAGUUCGCUGGAAUCGCGAAAUUCGAUGGACUCGGAAAAUUCGAUGGACUCGGAAAAUUCGAUGGACUCGCGGAAUGCGCGGCGUGGAGUGAAAACGCCCAGCUUGUCGUUUUCCUCAGACAACCUAAGCAAUUACGUGAAGAGCAAGUACCACGUUAAGGAGAACGCAGAAAUCCACAGAGAGGUGAUGAGCUCCGUAAGUGCCAUGGACAGGAAGCUGGGCGACAGCAUGUACAGUAGCUUAUACCUCGAAGAAAGUGACCAGAAAUUUAAGCAAAAUAUUUCGAAAAAAUUUUUAAGCAAAAAGAAAAGCUCAAGAAGUUCAAGAAGUGAAAGGUAUUUCAAAAAGGGGAGUCGAAAGAGGGACGAUAAUUCUUCAAACUCUUUGGACAUUGUUAGGUUAUCAAGUUUUAAGUCAAAGUCAGAUGUGAAGCUCUCGUGUAGUAACGGCAAGGGCAGUUCUUUCUCGUUGUCCGAUUCGAAGGAGAAUCACAUUUCGCGUGGGUACAUGUCAGACAGCAGGAAGGAGAAUAAUUCGUACUACAAAUAUGUUCAAUCGAUAUUACCCUUUGGGAUGAUGGCUCAUCGGGAAAAUGCUAGUCACGAUGGGGAUUCAGAAGAUGGAAGAAAGGGACGUCUAUCGGAGAGGAAUGGCUAA